CCCCGUCCUCGCCCGCGCCAUGGAAGAUUUCAUCCUGUGGUCCAACGCCCGCGGCAUCGACACCUCGCGCGUGGACCUUCGCGUGGACCCUCACACGCGCGCCCGCGCCGUGGUGUGCGCGUCCACGGCGAAGAUUAAAGCCGGCGAAGUCGCCGUGAGGGUACCUUUUACAGCUUGCCUCGGGACGACGGGCUUGCGCUGCGGCUACGCCACGUGCCCGCUCGACGACGGCGACGUCGGAAGCUCGAAACAGUUUUACACGCCCUCCGAUCGAUUGGCGGCGACGCUGGCGCACGCGAGAUUCGAGGCGGAGGGCGGGACCGGGGGCGGCGACCGGGACGGCGGCGCGUGGCGAGCGUACGUGGUCGACGCGUUGCCGCAAACGGUAGACUCGCCCGUGACGACGUGGACGAACGCUGAAAUUGCAGAGAUGGCGUUCGCGCGUGGGAUCGGGAAUUGCGCCAAGGCGAAAGCGCGCGACGCGGGGACUAUCAAAAAGUUGAACGAAAAAUACGGCGACGCGAGCUGGACGAAACAUUUCGCCUGGGCGUUGUCGUGCGUGCGAAGCCGAGCGGUGGAUUUAGAGCGCGGAGAGAGCUUUCUGGCGCCAAUGUUAGACAUGUUGAAUCAUUCUCACGGCGCGGCGAACGUGAAAUGGGACGCGAGCGACGAUGGCGAGGCGGUCGUGCUUCGCGCGUUGAAGACGAUUGACGAGGGCGAGGAGUUACUGACGCAGUACGCGUGCGAGCCCGCGGAGUCGUUUCUGCUUUACAUGGGAUUCGUGGGUGGCAUGAACCCGUACGAUCGAGUGGAGUUGUGGAGUUCGCUCGGCGAAGCCGCGGAUUGGUUCGCCGAGACGUUUCGUAGCGAAGGCGGAGAAGUCGUGUUGGAUAAAGCCGCCGGGCGUUCGAUAGCGAACGAACUCGAGGCGCAGCAACGCGCGAGGGAGCGCGCUUCAAUCGUGGAAUUGAGCGGUGGCGGUGGUACCGCGGACGAUGCGGCGGAGUUGAGGCUUCGAGAUAUACAAUCCACGCUCAUGGGCCCGAGCGUGGGGUGGCGCACGGAUUACGACGAGGCGUUGUGGUUGAUGUUUCGACAUUUCACGCAGGCGCUCAUGCCAGACGAAAACGCCGACCAGAUCGUCAUGCACGCCAUUAAAAAGCGCUGCGAAGAGGUGCUGUUAUCGAUGAAGACGACUAUCGAGGAGGAUGAAAAGCUGUUUAGCGCCGAAGACACGCCGCCGCGGCUGCGCGCCGCGGUGGAGUAUCGGCUAUUCAAGAAGUGUUUGCUCGUGAAGCACUUGCAGUCGGAUUGAAACAUACUAAU
Messenger RNA from Ostreococcus lucimarinus CCE9901, 1326 nucleotides. RefSeq lists its product with no specific name. NCBI's taxonomy places the organism in Eukaryota, Viridiplantae, Chlorophyta, Mamiellophyceae, Mamiellales, Bathycoccaceae. The transcript has a single exon. Bases 20 to 1315 code for a protein of 431 amino acids. Gene Ontology annotation, biological process: peptidyl-lysine monomethylation. Gene Ontology annotation, molecular function: protein-lysine N-methyltransferase activity; protein binding. The record is from RefSeq and is a predicted model, not a curated record.